Molecule: messenger RNA, 1428 nt
Organism: Penicillium cinerascens
Lineage: Eukaryota; Fungi; Ascomycota; Eurotiomycetes; Eurotiales; Aspergillaceae
Exons: 1
Coding region: 1-1428 (475 amino acids)
Source: RefSeq, a predicted model, not a curated record
AUGACUACCUUUCACCUGGACAAUGAUACUGCAAAUGACGGUCAAGAGAGCCAUCCCGACUCCGGCCAGGCUCAGUCUGCGCAAGCAUCGCCCCAGAUUCGAGCCAAUACUGUCCACUUCGACCAUCCUGACGACUCCUGUUCAACGCCAACUUUGGAUUCCGUUUCCGAAGCACCAAAUGCAACAGUCUAUGAAGGCUACAAGUUCUUCAAAGCUGAUCCUAUGCCGGGCCAAAAGGCAACUUGGACUCGGGUGGAGCGUACUCAAAUGCACCUUAACCAAAGUGAGUUUUACAAGAUGGUCCGGAAACGAGCAAACAAGGUGUCUGCAGCGCAGCAGUAUCAAAACCUUUCAAACACUCGUCGUGCUCAUGUCAACCAGCUGAUCCAUGAGCAACGGCGGAAUGAUCCCAACGUUGAGUGGAGCUGUGUUUACGCCAAGGAGCGCGACCGACCUUCCAAGGCCCGCAACGCUCUCCGCGAUGACUACGAGACAGUCUCCAUGGACAUUAUCCUUAUGAAGAGGCCCAUGAAGACGAAGACCUACCCAAGAACACCGAUGGGUGAUUUGGUGGACCUUGGGAUUCCUUUCCGUCUUGAUGGGAAUGAAGUACAAAAGACGGCUAAUUCGAGCUGCGAAGCCAUGCCUAAAGAACGACUCCCGGAGCUGGCUGCAUCCGGCUGUCAUUCUCUGCCUCCUAAUCCAUGGUCUCAGAAAGACUGGCCUCGCGUCCCGGGUCAAACAAAGGGACCGACUCGAGUGGUUCAAGGCCCGCUCCCUCGCCCUGUUUCGCUCACCACUCCUUUUACUAGGCUUGACUUGGGUCAGACCACUAGUGAUCAGGAUGGAGGCUGGUCAUCCGAAGCUUCCAGCGGGAAGGACGACGAGUCUAUGAUAUUUGAUCAUUCUCAAUCUGACGUGAGCUCCAUGAUUGAGGACGAAGGUAGUAUGGAUUGUGAAUGCGAGGAGCCUCAAACUGCACAAGAGAAUACCUACCAACAGCGGUCUCGCAGCCCGACUCACCGUAACGGCGGCUAUGGCUUUCACUACCGCAAGAAGUCGAGAGGCCUUAAUAUGGAGAGGAAGGAAAGAUAUAAUUCUUGGAGGCACUACCACAUCGACAUGAUGGGUGCCAAAAAUAUUUUGCCGGCCAAGCGGGCCCGGGGCUCUGGAGCAGGAAACGUAGAUCCUAAGGUCUGGGAGAAGAGAUAUCGGUUUCAUCGAAUGGAUGGUGAGGAGUUGCGCAGUCGGCUUCUUGACUGUGAGGCGCGGAUUGAGCAGUGGGAAAGAGCAUUUGAGCAUCAAACACGGACACUGAAGCAAAUUAUUGAAGAAUCACGACAGCUGCAGCGGUCCCGAUCUUUCUGGGACUUCUCUCGGAUACCCCACUACGGAUUUGAGUGCCCGAAGGGUGGGAAUACUGAAUAG